Messenger RNA from Chara braunii, 1433 nucleotides. NCBI's taxonomy places the organism in Eukaryota, Viridiplantae, Streptophyta, Charophyceae, Charales, Characeae. The record is from the annotation of a GenBank genome assembly.
UCCCGGGCACCUGUGCACACCCCGCGGUUGACAGACGACACUCUCACUGCUGCGCAUCGUGCGCCGCUGGGUGAAGAUGGGGAUGGAUCGAUCCCCUUGAAUGACGCUACAGACUCACAAUCAUUGGGUAUUUUGCAUGACGUGUGUGGGGAUUUAAAUUGUGGCGAGCAGCGAGAUCAUUGUGCGACAAAUGACGACGAUGACCUUGCCUGCAUUGAACGAUUCGAGAGGUUGAGGGUGGGGGGAGAUGGCAUUCAUGUUCGUAACACAUGUGCCAUGUGUGCAGGUGGUUUUGCGCCUACGAAAACUGUUGUGGACGCUGAUGGGACUUCACAGCCUAUCCGAACCGGGAAGAGGAGGACGACUGAAGACUUGUCGGUAUGCGAUUCGUCUAAUGGUGAAGCGUUAUCUUCAGAUGAUGACGCUUCUGAUGAUGUCACAAGCCCAGAGGCAAAACAACACACAACGCCUCCCACUAACGGCGUGAUGACAGGGAGAAUGGGAGCCCUGCGCUUGGGGGACUGUUAUCCCACAAUGCGAGCGUUGAAGGACGUUGUGCUAUUUUCCGUUGUUGCGACACACUUCAAGUUCAAGACGGAGCGGUCGUCGACGAUACUGUAUCAGGUGGUCUGCGAGACACCCGAUAAAGAAGCAAGUGUCGACGACGAGUGCGGAUAUGACAUUGAGAAGUGGGACGAAAGGGAGGAUGUUGGUGAGGGAGUGGGAGGGGGUGGGGGCGAGGCACCCACACACGAAGGGAGCGAUGAGGGGGUGUCCAAAAAGAUGAAAGAGAGGGGGGCCCACGUUGUUAAUGACAGCGAGGGGGAGGAAAAAGAAAACGAGGGGGGCGAUGGGGGUGACAACGGUGUUGUCAAUGGGAGCGAUGAAAAUGGGGAGGAUAACAUGGACGAAGAGGAAAAUGUAGUGGACGAACGGGACGGUGGCGACGACGAUGACGAUGAUGUCGAUGAAGCGGAUGACGGAGAGGAGGAGGAGCACAUAGACGAGGAUGCAGACGAAGACGAGGAUGACCAUGAUGGCCAGGAAGAAGAGGACGAGGGUGGGAAAGAGGACGAGGACAUCAUGGAUGAAAGCAAUGCAAAGAGCGGCAACGAGGAUGUCAUUGUGGUUGACGACAGCAGUGACAACGACGAAGGGAGGCCUGUUCUUGACGUGCACACUGUGAGUGAGAAGGAUGCAAAGCCUCGGGACGUCGUUGGUGUGGUUCAAACCGUGAGGCGGAACAAGAAAGGAAGCAGAAAUAAAGGGCACGCCAAUAGUAAGAAUGACAACGAUGGUGAUGACGCUGUGGGAGUUCAGGCUGCCGCUGCAACGAGGCCACGUCGAGAGAGAUGACGUGCAUGUUGGUACAAGGACACGGGGGAAUUUGUUUGCAGUUCUGGCAAAGGGGCGCAUGGUCAGUGCUAAUGCGC